UAAAACUCCGUGCGCACAGAGACACGCCCCUCCAGAUGACGCCAGCGAUCAUGUGACAGCGACACGGAAGAGAAUGAGCAGAGAAGAUGAGCGUUUCACUGGAUAUCAGACUGAAACGAGCGAAUAAAGUGUAUCAUGAAGGGGAGCGGCUGACCGGAGUGCUGGUGAUCAGCAGCAAAGACGCGCUGCAGCAUCAGGGAGUUUCUCUCAGUCUGGACGGGCUGGUGAACCUGCAGCUGAGCUCCAAGAGUGUCGGAGUGUUCGAGGCGUUCUACAACUCUGUCAAGCCCAUUCAGCUGGUGUCCAGCAACAUGGAGGUGGUGAAACCAGGAAAAUUUCCCGCGGGAAGAACCGAGAUCCCGUUUGAGUUUCCACUGCAGGCCAAAGGCAACAAAGUCCUGUACGAGACGUACCACGGCGUCUUCGUCAACAUACAGUACACGCUCCGCUGCGACAUGAGACGCUCGCUGCUCGCCAAAGACCUGAGCAAGACCUGCGAAUUCAUGGUGCACUGCCAGCCACAGAAGUCGAAGCUCCAGCUGAAUCCGGUGGAUUUCAGUAUCACACCAGAGACACUGCAGAACGUGAGAGAGAGGACCUCGUUACCCAAGUUCCUGAUCAAAGGUCACCUGGAUGCCACCAGCUGCGCGAUCACGCGACCUCUGACCGGCGAGCUGGUGGUGGAGAGGUCAGAGGUCCCCAUCAAGAGCAUCGAGCUGCAGCUGGUCCGUGUGGAGACCUGCGGCUGCGCGGAGGGAUACGCUAGAGACGCCACAGAGAUCCAGAACAUCCAGAUAGCUGAAGGAGACGUCUGUCACGGCCUCUCCAUCCCCAUAUACAUGGUGUUUCCUCGGCUCUUCACCUGCCCCACACUUGAAACCACCAACUUUAAAGUCGAAUUUGAGGUGAACAUUGUGAUUGUUCUUCACGACGAUCAUUUGAUAACAGAAAACUUCCCACUGAAGCUGGUCAGAGUUUGAGUCCAAAAUCAACAUCUGAAGCCUUUAGAUUUGUUGCAAGAGUUUUUUUUUUUUUUUUUUUACUAUGAAUGAAAAAUUGCUCUACUCACUGUUAAUUACAUUAAAAGACACUUUUGAUCAAGAGUGAAUAUGGACUGUUGCUCCUGUAAAGUAAAAGUGUUUAUUAAACUCAUCCGCUCACCUGGGGCCUGUACCAUGAAGCCGGAUUAGCUGGCUAGCCAGGUAAGUUUCAGAUUAGUUUGCGCCAAUCCUGGGUUUUAGGUACCAUGAAAGUGACUUGGCUUUUAGCGGUGUUCAUCACCAUAGUAACUUACGCUCCACGGCAAUCCUGCUCCAGGGCAGGUUAUGUUCUGGUUCAGAGAUCUCAAACCGAAAUUGGGCCAGUCGGAUGUGAGCUAAAUGAACUGACACAUCCAUCGCAAUAAAGUCACUCCCCCAGUUUCUCGUCCUCCAAAUUAAAUAUAGUAAAAAAAAAAAAUAUUUAACAAAGAAAUUGUCUGGCUUUAAUGAUAAUUACUAUUUUAUGAUUUAUAUAAUUAUAUGAUAUAUAUUAUUAUUAAUCCAAUACACACAAGGAAUUUUAGUUUAGCAGUUAAGCAUUUAGUUUCAAUGAAUAUUAAUAUAUACAGAUCAUAUGUAAUAUAAAUAAGCUGUAAAUAAACUUUAAUAUGACUACACUACUUUACUUGUUUGAGUCUCUAUCUCUAUAUAUUAUCAACUAUAUAAACUAACAUAAGUUUCACUUGCACUGAUAGAGCAAGAUCAUUUAUUUGUCCUCUUUCAUGGACAAGUAUUUUCAUUAGUGUAAAUGAGUUUAAAUACUUCAUUUUCUAAAAUCUCUUCACCUUCAGCAAAAGAGUUUUGAAUCGCGCUGGCUCUCGCGCAAGAAGUGAAUCAUAGUUUCCUCUCUGUUGCAAGGCAUGUGAUUGGCUGUUCACCACCGACGUCACGCAUUCAUGUGCACGCGCUCCACAAACUCAGGAUCAAAGCCUGAGUUGACAAAGAAAGUUGAUGAUAAGCAUUAUGGUACCAACAAAGCCAGAUUGGAGUGGUUUGGUUUUGUCAACUCGAAACUAAUCCUAUAACCCUGAGUUUGUUCAACUACCAUCAUGGUACAGGCCCUGAGAUUCAGUGUCAUUUGUGGAUUUUUUUUUUUUAAACAAACUGAUUUGAAUGUUUUUGGGCAUCAUGUAACGCAGUGAUUCUCAGAUGUUUGUCAGCUGAAGCUAAAGUUAGGCCUGUCAUGAUCAUGAAUUUUGUGCUGAUGAUUGUCAAAAAAAUAAAUGUUUUGUUCAUGUCA
Messenger RNA from Ctenopharyngodon idella (grass carp), 2280 nucleotides. RefSeq names its product VPS26 endosomal protein sorting factor C (gene vps26c). The record is from RefSeq and is a predicted model, not a curated record. The transcript has 8 exons. Gene Ontology annotation, cellular component: endosome. Gene Ontology annotation, biological process: intracellular protein transport. Bases 87 to 980 code for a protein of 297 amino acids. NCBI's taxonomy places the organism in Eukaryota, Metazoa, Chordata, Actinopteri, Cypriniformes, Xenocyprididae.